AUGAUUCAACAAUUGCGCUCAUUGACGCUUCUCGUCGCGAUUUCGCUCAUCGUCUUCUGCCGUUGUCAUCAAGACGACGAAUCCCAAACGAGAGUCAAACGCAACUACUACGGCGGAUAUGAUAUGUAUGGCGACGACUUCUGGUACGCCGGUCGAAUCAUCGGCUUGAUCAUCGGCAUUUGCCUUCUGCUCUUCUGCUGCUGUCUGCCGUGCGUCUGCCUCGCCGGCAUCUGGUUCGCCGGAUGUUUAGUGCUCGCCACACGAUCGCCACCCGUCACUUCGCAACCAACAACAGUUAGCUAUAACGUCGCCGGUGAUGCCAAUUAUUCGUCGCGUCAGCAGCAGCCGCGACAAAUUGUUGUCGACUCGUCGCCGCGCGACUCUGAAAUCUCGCGAGUGAUGAUGCCUGGCGAUCAAGUAAUUUAUCAAGCAGAAGAUCGCUACUACACCUCAUCAACAGCACCACCACCUGCUCCAGCUCAUCGUACAGAACACUAUUCAACGAGAUAUUAA
This is a messenger RNA of Caenorhabditis bovis, 513 nucleotides long. NCBI's taxonomy places the organism in Eukaryota, Metazoa, Nematoda, Chromadorea, Rhabditida, Rhabditidae. The record is from the annotation of a GenBank genome assembly.